Messenger RNA from Panicum hallii, 1038 nucleotides. RefSeq names its product probable Histone-lysine N-methyltransferase ATXR5. NCBI's taxonomy places the organism in Eukaryota, Viridiplantae, Streptophyta, Magnoliopsida, Poales, Poaceae. The record is from RefSeq and is a predicted model, not a curated record. The transcript has 6 exons. The coding region runs from base 1 to 1038 and encodes 345 amino acids. Gene Ontology annotation, molecular function: protein binding.
AUGGCCGACGUCAUGCGCCGCUCGCGCCCCGUCGACGCGGCGCCCCCAGUCGCCCGCGCGCGCGAGGCCAUCUACGAGGCCGUCGUCUGCGACACCUGCGGCUCCGGCGAGCGCGGCGACGAGCUGCUGCUCUGCGACCGCUGCGACCGCGGCCGCCACACCUUCUGCCUUCGCCCGAUCGCCGCCAAGGUCCCCAUCGGCCCAUGGUUCUGCUCCGACUGUGCCCCGCCCGUCAAGCGCUUCAAAAGCUUUCCAAUGGAGCAGGCCAAGAUCAUCGAUUUCUUUCGGAUUCAGAACGAUGACCAGGAUGGCGAGCCCGCGAAAUGUAGGCUCUCCCAAGAUGUUAGAAGGAGAAGGAAGAGUUCACUCGUUAUGCACAAGAAGAGGAGGAGGCUACUGCCAUUUGUCCCAACUGAAGAUAGAGCUACAAGACUCAAACAAAUGGCUUCUCUGGCCACUGCUCUGGCAUCUUCAAAUGCAGAGUUCAGUAACGAGUUGACAUACGUGACUCACAUGGCUCCUAGAUCUUCCAAUCUGGCGAGAUUUGAGGAAGGUGGUAUCCAGGUUCUUCACAAAGAGGAUAAACAAACCAUGGAGCUGUGCAGAACCAUGCAACAAAGAGGCCAAUGCCCUCCACUUCUUGUGGUUUUUGAUUCCCGUGAAGGUUUCACUGUGCAGGCUGAUGCCAAUAUUAAGGAUAUGACCUUCAUAGCUGAAUUUGCUGGGGAUGUUGAUUAUUUGGAGAACAGAGAAAACGAUGAUUGUGACUGUCUUAUGACACUCCUUUUGACAGCAGAUCCUUCACAGAGGCUGGUCAUUUCCCCUGACAAACGUGGAAACAUUUCUCGCUUUAUGAGCGGCAUCAAUAACCACACACCGGAUGGAAAGAAGAAGCAAAAUGUCAAAUGUGUGCGGUACGACAUUGAUGGGGAGAGCCAUGUAUUGUUGGUGGCCUGCCGUGAUAUAGCUUGUGGUGAAAAGCUAUAUUGCGACUAUAAUGGACAAGAGAAUGCAUAUCCCACUCAUCAUUUCCUCUAA